Messenger RNA from Eimeria maxima, 4287 nucleotides. RefSeq lists its product as hypothetical. The transcript has 11 exons. Lineage: Eukaryota; Apicomplexa; Conoidasida; Eucoccidiorida; Eimeriidae. Bases 1 to 4287 code for a protein of 1428 amino acids. The record is from RefSeq and is a predicted model, not a curated record.
AUGGCGUUAUUCUCUGGUAUGUCUAUUAGGGGGCCCCAUAAGGACCCCCAAAACAGCAACAACAGCAGCAGCAACAACAACAGGGGGGCCCCUCCCCAGCAGCAGAAGGUACCUGACAACACUGCAGCUCCAGGAGGGGGACCCCAUGGAGCACAGGCUCCACCAGGAGCAGCAGUAGCACAGCAGCAGCAGCAGCAGCAGCAGAAAGUUCCUGCAGCAGCAGCAGCAGCAGCGCCUGAAGGCAAUGCCUUCACCAGGGCGGCAUCUUCUGCAUUUUCUUUUCUCUUUAAAGGAGGAUCGGAUACUGCCUCCCGCCCUGUCCAGCCGCAGCAGCAGCAACCAGCAGCAGCAGCAGCAACAGCAGCAGCAGGAGCAACAGCACCAGCUAGAGCGCCAGCAACAGCAGCAGCACGUGCAAAGGCUCCUGCAACACGUGGAGGGUAUCGACCUCCAGAGGGGCCCGCUUUCUUUGGGGGGGCCCCCGACAUGCAUCAUCCCUCGCAUGCAGCAGCAGGAAGCAGCAGACUGCAGCAGCAGCAGCAACAGCAACAGCAAUCGCAGUACGUUCAGCAGCACCGACUGCCGCACCAGCUGCAGCAGCAGCCGCUGCAGCAGCCCCAUCAUCAGCAGCAGCAUUACGCCGCACCGCAGCACCAGCCGCAGCAGCAACACCAGCAGCAGCAACAGCAGCAGCGCAACUGGGGCAGCAGUUCAAUGGGGGCCCCUGUAGGGGGUACAGAUGAUGCUUUAGAGUUGCUGCAGCAUGCCCUGCAAAAGGGUACCAGGGGCCCCCUGGGGGGCCCCUCUCCUAGUGAAGCAUUACCUGACGGUCUUUUUCUUUAUAAUGAAGCAUCUGCAGUAUCAGGGGGGCCCCCACUGUACCCUGGGGGCCCCCCCACGUACCCUGCGGGGGGCCCUCUGUACCCUGGGGGGCCCCCCACCUCGGUGCCGCUGCCGCAGCCCUCCAAUAUUCAAAGGAAACCAAAACGCUCAGUCGUCCCUGGCUUAGCGGGCUGGCAGCAGCAGCAGCAGCAGCAGCAGCAAAUGCAGCAGCAGCAGAUGCAGCAGCAGCAAAUGCAACAGCAGAUGCAGAUGCAGAUGCAGAUGCAGCAGGAGCAACAAAUGCAACAGCAGCAGCAGCAGCAGCAAAUGCUGGAGAUGCAACAGCAAAUACAGCAGCAACAAGAGCAGCAGCUGCAGCAGCAGGAGCUGCAGCAUCAACAGCAGCACGAAGAUGGACAGCCUAUUGCCGGCCAUCAAACAGAGCCUCUUCAUCCGCAGCAGCAGCAGCAGCAGCAGCAAGUGCAGCAGCAGCAAGUGCAGCAGCAGCAGCAGCAGCAGCAGCAGCACAUUAAUGCCUCCGAUGCCCGUUUUUUUUCUGGUUGUUGCACAACAAUGCCUCCUUCUCCUUCAGCCUCCCGUGCAGCAGCAACACCAGCAGCAGCAGAACCUGCUGCUGCUGCUGCUGCUGCUGCUGCUGCUGCUCCUCGUCUUGCUGCUGUUAAUUUUUCUUUAUUUAACGAAGCAGCAGCAAGAAAGACAGGAGAAUUAGAAAGUUUUUAUUUUAUUUGCCGCAGCAACGCGCAGCAGCAGCAAAAAGAAAUUAUGAAUAAACUUCUUGCUGCUGCUGCUGAGGAAGCACAGCUGCAGCAGGAGGCUGCAGCACUGCGACAGGAGCAGCAGCAGCUGCUGCAGCAGCAAGAAGAAGCUGUUGCAGUAGAAGACUUUGCUGCUGCAGCAAAUGCAGAUGAACGACUGCAGCAAACAGCAGAAGAGCUGAGCUCAGUGCAGCUGCGCUCUCUGCAUAUGAAGCAGCAACAGCAGCAGCUGCUGCAGCAGCUAGCGAGCAUCGCGGAUCAUUUGCAGCAGCAGCUGGUGGAUCUGCAGCAGCAGGCAACUGGAGAACGGGAACAACUGCAGCAGCAGCUGCAGCAGGAGCUGCAGCAGCAAACAGAACUACAGAGCCGAUUAAGAGAUGAAAUAGAGGAGCGGUUGCAGCAACUACAACAGGAAGCAGCCGGUUAUGAGGAGGCAGCAGAAGCAGCAGCAGCAGCAGCAGCAGCAGCGGAGGAAAAGAUGAAGAAGACACAGAGCGAAGAAGCAGAGACAUUGGCAGCAUUGGAGCAGCAGCGAGUAGUGCUGCAGCAGCAACUAGAGGAGACAAAGAAGCAGCUGCUGCAGCUUGAUGAGGCUGUAGCAGCAGAAAGGGCACGGGUAGAAAGGGCAUCAGCUGAGGCGGCGGCGGAGGAGAUGCGUUCCCGGCAGCAGCAACAGCAGCUGCAGCAGCAGCAGCAGCAGACAGCCAUGGAGAUGGAACAGCUAAAUAGCCAACUGCAGCAAUUAGAGGAAGAAGAAAUUAUUUUAUCCAAGGCUAAGGAAGAAGAGCUACUGCAGGAGUUGGGCCGCCAACAAAAAGAGCUGCAGCAGCAGCAGCAUGAGGCGCAGCAACAGCGGCUGUCUCUUUGUGGGGAGCAGCAACAGCUGGAGUUGCUGCUGCCUGUGCUGCAGCAAGAGAAGCAGCUGUCUAUACACUCGAGGGACUUCAAGACAGCAGCCUCUCUAGCUGAGAAAAUACAAGAGUGCUCAGGGAAGAUCGACAGCCUGAAGACGAAGUCGGCUGAAUUGGAGGCGCAAAGAGCGCAACUAGCAAAUUGCCUGUCUGAGUUGGGUGCUGAGUUCUCUGCUGCAACAGCAGCAGCAGCAGAAGUAGAGGCAAAGGCAGCAGCAAGAAUAUUAUUAUCUGCACAAUAUAUGGAGAAAAAGAUUCAAAAAUUAAGAGCUAAAUGCCCUGAUGAUAGAGACCAGCGACUAGCAUUGAGCCUGGAGGAGGAGGGCAACAUGCUGCAGCAACUAGUGGAGUUGCUGCGGCCAGGAGCAACAGCAGCAGCAACAGCAGCAGCAACAACAACAGAGGGAUCUGACGUCUCUCUUUCAGGAGAGAGCGACGACGACAGCAGCAACAGUAGCAGCAGCAGUAGCAGCAGCAGCAGCAGCAGCAGCAGCAGCGAUACGACCGGAGAUGCAGCAGAAACAGAUAGUAACAUAAAAACAGAAAAAGAAGAAAUAAAGAAAGACGGUCAACACACACCAAGAACGGAUACAGGGACACACGCAGCAGCAGCUGCUGCUGCUGUUGCUGCUGCUGCUGCUGCAGUAGCGGCCGCCGAAGAGGCAACGGGCGCCCCAAUGGCGACUGAUGCAGCAGCAGACGGCGCCGCCAAUGCAACAGAAGCAGCACAAGAAGAUGCAGCAGCUACAGCAGCUACAGCAGCAGCAGCUGCAGCAAGUACAGCAGCAGCAGGAAGCGAUGAUACUUCUUCUGGCGCAGGUAGCCAAGAGGGACCCGCAGAUAGUGCAGCUGCGGAAGAUGUACCUGCUACAGGAGCAGCAGCAACAGCAGCAGCAGCAGCUGUUGCUGCUGCAACGGCCGCAGCCAUAGAUGGCAUAGCUGCUCCCCAUGAGUCAUCUGCUGGCGACGAGCCGUCCCUGGAAAAGCAGCAGCAGCAUGAGCAGCAGCAGCAUGAGCAGCAGCAGCAUGAGCAGCAGCAGGAGCGACGGCAGGAGGAGCGACAGCAGCAGCAGCGACAACAGCAGCAGGGAUCUGCUGCAGCAACUGGAGGGCUAUUUGCUGGACUGGCGCUCAAGGCUUCCGGACCCUCGAAAACUUUGCUGCAGCCGGAGCAGCAGCAGCAGCUGCUGCACCAACAGCAGCAGCAGGGCAAUGGAGUCUAUCAAGCUGCAGAAGCAACGGCACCAGGACCAGGGGAGGCAGAAGCAGCAACGGCAACAGCAGCCGCAACACCUGAUGCAGCGGGGGGCGCAGCAACGGAAACAGCAAGGAAGGAGCAGCAAAUAACUGCAGCAGAAGAAGCAGACGACAAGCGGGAGGCUGCUGCUGCCGCGGAGACGCGCAACGCUGAAACAGCAGCAACAGCAGGUACCGUGGCAGCAGAGAGAGAGGAAGCUGCAGCAGGAGAGGCAGCUGCAGCAGAAACAGCCGAGAAGGCAGCUCCAGAGCGAGUAGCAGGAGAGGCAGCAGCAGCAGAGGCAGCAGCAACAGAGGCAGCAGCAGCAGAGGCAGAAGCAGAAGCGCCUGUCGCAGCAGCUGCUGCUGUUGCUGCAGUUGAAUCUGCUGCGGAGUCUGCAGCGCCCGAAAUACCAACGGACACAGCUGCAGCAGCAGGUGCAGCAGCAGCAGCAGCAGCAGAUGCAGCAGCAGCAGCAGAUGCAGCAGCAGCAGCAGAUGCAGCAGGCACAGAGGCUGCAGCGGAAGCCGAUAAUCUUUAG